This is a messenger RNA of Perkinsus marinus ATCC 50983, 1656 nucleotides long. RefSeq lists its product as hypothetical. The record is from RefSeq and is a predicted model, not a curated record. The transcript has 4 exons. NCBI's taxonomy places the organism in Eukaryota, Perkinsozoa, Perkinsida, Perkinsidae. The coding region runs from base 1 to 1656 and encodes 551 amino acids.
AUGCUCAGGCAUGGCAACACCUCGUUGAGUUAUGGGGGUAUACCAUGCUCGUCCCUGGCCAGGCUCGGGAUGAUGCUCCUGGCUGUCACCAGUGGGCGGACGGCUGACCUUGUAGCUCAACUGGAGAGCUAUGUUGAGUCCUUUGGACAUACCUCUCCCUGUUACUUUGCCGUGCGCCCCUAUCUAUCGGCCCUAACCACUACCCAAGCCGUGGACCUUGGCAAACGAAUGCUCAAGUUGUCUGAGAUGAGCAUCAACGGCAGCAGUAGCUCAGCGCAGACUGGGAAGCCUUUCCGACAACGGAUGCUGACCAGAGCUCGCAUAGCCUCGGCCCUGGUACCUGAGGAGGUACCAGUAGAGCAGUUGAUCGAGCUGGGGAAGUGUUGGGAUGAGGAGGAGAGUGAACAACAGGAAGAAGGGGAGGAAUGCUCUAUUGGCAGGAUGCUCAUCAUCUGUGCUAUUGUGGCUCUUGUUGGCCGUCAUGAGCCCAUUCCGGCCUUUGCGGUGUGUCGAGCAGCUCGGCAGCGACAUCCUACUUGUGACCACCUGUCGGUAUUAGAGAUAGUAAUCCUCAAAGGGGGCCUUGGUAUUACGGAUAUUGGCGAGGAGAGACAAGAGGCUUUGAAUGACUUGAAGAACGCCCAGCAUCGAACACUGCUUUGGUUGACUGGUAACAAACCAGCAGCAGUAGAGCAUGUCCGAGACUUCGACUCGGACAUGAGUGACACUGUACUGUUGACCUUACAAGAAGGCCUUUGGGGUAGGGUUGAGGAAUACCUCAGAGCUGGGUGUCGGACGAACUUGAGCAGCAUCAUGGGAGGUCCUGGUGGGGUCGAUCAGGAUCUCACUCCCAUCCAUUUUGCUAUACCACCAGCUAUCCUUGGUCCUAAGGUUAAGGGCAGCUCUGCAGUGCUUACAUGUUCACGGACGCUCGAGGAGCCCCUGACGGCGCUAGGGUCCAUUAUUGGUACUCAGGAGCUCAGACCUCGGCCAAUUACCGAGCCCUUGGACGAUAUGUCCCUCAUGCAUCCGAUGAGAAGGCUCGUUUUAGAGAUGCGCCAGAAGGUUGACGUGCCGCCUCAGGAGCGAGCGGAGUGUGAGGAGUUCAAGAGUCUGGCUGGGGAGGAACUACCUUCUGGGCGACCAGUAGCGGCAUUGCCAGCUUUGCUAUACAGGGCUGAGGAGAGUCUUAAGGUGGCCCCUGAGAAUGGUGGUAAGGAGGAGGCUGAGGAUAUUCUUGAGCAAGUGAUGAAGGAGGUCGUUGAGAAGUACUUGAGGACGGGUACGAACCUCCACAGGGCGGGGGCGGAGGAUGAUGACUGUCGUAGGGCUGUAGAGGAAGUGUCCUAUUUUGGUCAGUAUGUUGGUCCUUCUAUUUUCGGCCUUGUGGUUCGUUCGACAAGAGCCUUGUCUAAGAAAUCACCAAUGCGAAAACUGGUGAGGCAUUUCUCUCAUAGAAUGCAGGAUGCGUUGACGGCAUGUUCUAAGAGUCUUGAGCUGAGUCGUCCAACGCUGAGACAGAUAGCAGCUUACGGCUUGGGGAGAUCCGUUGGGGCUGCGGUUUGCGAAGUAGAGGCGUUGAGGACUCGGGCUAUGAGGGAGGCGGCUAAGGGGUGCCGAAAGUGGGCCAAUAGUUUAGCUGAAAAAAAGAUGUAG